AUGUCGUAUGUUUCUCGCCCUCUUACGCUGGACCAAAUUUUAGCGGAUCCGUGUAGAGAAAGGGGGUGGAAAAAUGGCGGCCUGAUCAUAUUGAAUACGAUUUUGGCUGUGGUACAGAUUUCAAGUUACGCGACUGGCUAUGAUGGAUCCAUGAUGAGUGAGUAGAACGCUCUUACAAUUCAAAACAACACCAAGUGAAUACUAAAUACCCGAAAGAUGGACUGCAAUCACUAGAUACAUGGCAAACAUACUUCAAAAAUCCCACACCGGAGACUUUAGGGUUAUUAAAUGCAAUACAAAAUAUUGGUCAAUUGGCAGCUCUACCAUUUUGUGCGAUCGCUUGCGAUAAAUUUGGCCGAGUGGCAGUGCUACUUUUCGGGGCCUUCAUAAUUUUGAUCGGUACAGCUUUGCAAGGUGCCGCCGCACAAAACAGCAAGUAACAAGCCCUCAUAUAAGCUCCUACAUUUACUGAUUUCCUCAAAAAGAUGGAAUGUUCAUCGCCGCUCGUGGCAUAAUCGGACUUGGAUUGGCUUUCAAUAUUACUGCAGCUCCAUUAUUGUUAUUGGAGCUCGCAUAUCCCACCCAACGAGCCCCCAUGGUCAGUAUCUAUAAUGCGCUUUGGAAUUCAGGUGCAAUUGUAGCAGCGUGGGUUACCUAUGGUACCUUCCGAAUCACAGAUGACUGGGCGUGGAGGAUUCCUUCCAUUCUUCAAGCAGUUGCUUCCCUCAUCCAAAUUUUCUCGUGCUUCUUUCUUGUUGAAUCUCCACGUUGGCUCGUUUCUCGUGGAAAGCACGAAAAAGCCAAAGAUGUUAUCACGAAAUAUCACGCCAAUGGAAACGCGGAUGAUCCCCUUGUAGUGCUUGAGUUGGAGGAGAUAUUUAGGGCUUUGGACUUCGAAUUGGAAAUUUCGAACAGUUCUUAUAUGGCAUUUUUCGAGUCAAGGGGGAAUCUGCAUCGAUUCUUUAUCAUCUUAGCUGUUGGAUUUUUCUCGCAAUGGAGUGGCAAUGGGUUGAUUUCAUAUUAUCUCACCGUUGUUCUGGAUUCAAUUGGGAUUACAGGACAGGAUAUGCAAACCCUCAUAAACGGAAUCCUUCAAAUAUGGGGACUGGUUACAAGCUUGUUCUUUGCUUUGUUAGUCAACAAAUUUGGAAGGAGGAUGCUAUUCCUCGUUUCCACAAUAUCAGUUCUGGUAGUUUUCAUAAGUAAGAUACGCAGCUCCUGGAUUGAAAGAAAAUAGACUGACUAGGAUCACAGUAUGGACUGCAUUAGAAGCCACAUAUGAGAAGCAGACUGCUAAUGGAGGAACGGCUAACCCGGCAGUGGCUAAGGGAGUUUUGGUAAUGAUCUUUCUCUAUACUCUUGCGUUCAACAUCGGCUGGAAUCCUCUACAGGUGACCUAUGUAAUCGAAAUCUUACCAUAUCACCUUAGAGCUAAAGGCUUGGUUCUCUACAAUCUCUUUGUGGCUUGCGCGCUUAUAUUCAAUCAAUACGCAAACCCAAUAGCACUAGCAAAGAUGACUUGGAAAUGUGGGCUUCGUGUUCUUUCUGAAAAUGCAAGGAAGCUAACGAAAAACCAGAUUACAUCGUUUAUGACGUCUGGAUUGCAGUUGAAUUGGUGGUUGUGUAUUUCUUAUUUAUUGAGACUGGGAACAUGUCUCUAGAGCAAACAGCGGCAAUUUUAGAUGGAGCACCAAUUGAGAAGAACCUUACUACGGAAGUUGUUAGAGCGUCGGACUUUAAAGUUGAUCAGCAGAUAGAUAGGCGAUAG
Hymenoscyphus albidus is the source of this 1768-nucleotide messenger RNA. NCBI's taxonomy places the organism in Eukaryota, Fungi, Ascomycota, Leotiomycetes, Helotiales, Helotiaceae. The record is from the annotation of a GenBank genome assembly.